GGGGCUGCAGGGGCCGCUUCUCGCCUCUCCUUGUCCUCUGCUUCUCACAGUUAGAAAGCAUCGGCUGUCAAAUCCCUAAAAUGUACUGAGGGGGGCUUCUAAGAGAGACCGCGACCUUGGCCGGUAACCGCCCAUCCCCCGAACGACCUGGAACGGCCUUCCCAAGGUGCGGGGCUCCAAACCCCGCAACACCGCGGCUGGGAUGCAAAGUUUCACUAGCGUUCCGGCUGCCCUCCGCAGAGCUCAAGCUCGGACGGACCCGGCGAGGAAGCCACCCUCCUCGCCCACAACAGGCACUCGGCGACACACCGGGUCCACGGAGGGAGCCCCACACACCAGCGAGGAAGAGCCGCUGCCGAGCCUCAGCCGGCAACACCGGCCUCACCCGCCUCACCGGCAUCACACACGCAUGCGCAGUAGCAGACGCCGGGCUAGCCCGACUCGCAGCCUUCGACCCGCCCCUCGGACCGGAAGAAGUUGCUGACGCUUCCGGCGCCCGGCAGCCCUGCGGUUGCCUCGGUGAUGUCGUGGGUUCAACGGCCUCGCUUGGUCGGGGGUCCCGGAGAGGAGGGGGACGUGUUUGACGAGGAAGCGGACGAGUCGCUCCUGGUGCAGCGGGAAUGGCGGAGCCACAUGCAGAGACGCGUCAAAGAAGGCUAUAGAGAUGGAAUAAAUGCCGGCAAAGCAGUUACUCUUCAACAAGGCUUCAACCAAGGUUACAAGGAAGGUGCCAAAAUCAUUAUAAACUAUGGACAACUCCGAGGAACAUUGAGUGCCUUGCUCUCCUGGUGUCACCUUUAUGAUAAUGGUUCAGUUCUGAUCAGUAAAAUAAACAAUCUUCUGGAUGCAGUUGGCCAGUGUGAAGAGUAUGUGCUCAAACAUCUAAAAUCAAUCACUUCUCCACCCCACGUUGUAGAUUUAUUGGACUCUAUUGAGGAUAUGGACCUUUGUCACAUAGCUCCAGCUGAGAAAAAGAUGGAUGAAGCUAAAGAUAAAAGACUCUGUGAAAAUAACGCUGAGCUUCACAAAAACUGCAGCAAGAGCCUUAGUGAGGCAGAUUGUUCAUCUUUAGAAUGUUGUGGAAUACGGGAGCAUGAACAUACUGAAAACCCAAGCCUCACUUGGAUUUUAGAACAGACAGCCGGUUUAGUAAAACAGCUGGGAAUAUCACUCGACAUAUUACAGCACCUCAAACAACUGUAAAAAUUCUCUUCACUUUUUUGAUGAAAGUAAUGUUCAUAACAUGUCUUAGAACAUUUUGUUUUUUUAACAAACUAACCAAAAUUUGUACCAGUUUCUACACUGAACACAUCAUUUGUAGGUUAUCCUUCAUGGAAAUGUGCAAUAUCUUCAAAAUUAACACUAUUAAAUGUAAUAAGAGCUUUUUUCUUUGUCACUGGUAAUUUUUUGUCAUUUAAGAUACGCUCAGAGACUUGAGUUGGCAUUGUCAUUUUCAAGUUUCUGAUCAAAAUAAAGCAUUUUUCAGACUCCUUAGCAAAAGUGAAAAAGAAUCAAACACAUUUUGUAAGGACCUAACCCUGCAUUCCUGCUUUUGUCACCAUCAAGUGGUUAGGGCCUUACCACCAACUUAUCAGACCAAAGUUACCAUAAAUAAUGUAGUGGAUAACAUUGUAAAUAGACACACGUAAGUAUAUAGAAAUAUAUACUGAAAUUAAGAGACUAUAAGUGUAAGAAACUGAAGAAAUGUUUAUACUGAUGAUUAAAAACAAAAUAAUAAAAUUCA
This is a messenger RNA of Mustela lutreola (European mink), 1744 nucleotides long. RefSeq names its product YAE1 maturation factor of ABCE1 (gene YAE1). The transcript is spliced from 3 exons. The record is from RefSeq and is a predicted model, not a curated record. The coding region runs from base 523 to 1203 and encodes 226 amino acids. NCBI's taxonomy places the organism in Eukaryota, Metazoa, Chordata, Mammalia, Carnivora, Mustelidae.